Marchantia polymorpha subsp. ruderalis is the source of this 1494-nucleotide messenger RNA. The record is from the annotation of a GenBank genome assembly. Lineage: Eukaryota; Viridiplantae; Streptophyta; Marchantiopsida; Marchantiales; Marchantiaceae.
UUGGGGUUGAGCUUGGGGCAGUGUAGGGCUUAUUGUAGGCCCUAUUGUACUAUUCAAUUACGCCUCUAUUACGCCUUAUUAAGCCGGUUUCAGGUGCCGCUGGAUUUAGGGGCGUGGGUAAGUUGGGGCUAGUUCCAAGGGUGAGGAGUUUCUUCAUAAAAGAACUCUGGCUCUAAACUGGUGGGGGUAAGGAUUUGGCGGUGCCUCCAGUUUGGAGCCGUGGUGCAAGUGGGUAUUGGGGCUGCAGUGCGGAAGGGGGGAUAGAGGUUUUCGAUCGGACCGGACUGCUCGAUCUGUCCCUCUACUCUUACCGGUAGCUCGUCUCCGCCUUCGCGACCACGAGCUUUUCUCUCGUAUCUCGCUUAGUCCUGCGCGACCGGGAAGGGUAGAGAUGGCCAGAGAUUGCUUGGCUCGCGUUACCGCCGGUGUCGCUGUGGGCGGUGCAGUUGGUGGUGCUAUCGGUGCAGUUUAUGGAACCUAUGAAGCAUUUAGGUUUAAGGUACCAGGUUUGUUGAAGGUGCGCUACAUUGGGCAAACAACUCUAGGAAGUGCUGCGGUUUUUGGCCUUUUCUUGGGAGCUGGAAGUUUAAUACAUUGUGGAAAAUCCUAUUGAUGGAGAUUAGAUGGGUUGGAGGAGCUAUUCUGUUCGUCGAAUAGGAUCCAAGUCCAGAAUUUUAUAUUGACCAGCGGAUGGAAAGUCAUGUUUUGUUUUGAAUGCAAUGAGUCCCUGGGUGAGGACCGUUCAUUUCGAGUAUAGUAGAAGCACAUUUAAGUUGCUUCUGUCACUCCCCACCCUGUUAUUGGUAUAGUAUAAAUGGGGAAGAAGGAUGUCGCUCCUUGAGUUGUACAAAUGCUUCACUGUCAUUUAGGUGGUGCAUUUGAAAGUUAUACUGAGAUUUGAAUCGCCAGCGCUGGGAUCGGCAGCUGAUGCUGCCCCCCUUCAGGCAGUAAAGCAUCAGCCAUGUAAGAGUUUGGUGGUCUUUUGGUGCAUUAGGAAUAGGAUGAAACCACGACUUCAGGUUCCGCGAGGUAGCUGGUUACUUGCACAACUGCUGUGAUGUGAUUUUUUUUAGAACGAACUACGCUUCCAGCACUGAUUGCUGUGAUCGUCAUCUCCUAAUUUUUGGAAGGUCGCUGUCUGGACACUUCAACUCUGACGUCAGGGAAAAAGAGGGAAUCAGUUUUUACAAUUUUUUAUGUAGGUUAGUGCAUAAUGUGGCCCAAUGGCACGAGAAUCUCAGACGUCACCUUCCCGUCGAUCACGUUGUUCUCAACUCCCUGCUGGACAUAAAAACAACGUCUUGAUCACUCGUGAAAUGUUAAAAGCUCGAUUCUCGCACACAAAUUGUACCCAUGCGACAGAGCACAUGAUCUGAAAAGAGAGUCCAGAUCUGUACUCCAACCGGAUCUGAACCCAGCCGAGUGUAAGACUCAGACAUCUUCACCGCUUUUGUCUGACUGUCAACGGGAUAUGCAGGAGUGUAUGAGGCAGCU